Messenger RNA from Saccharomyces paradoxus, 1986 nucleotides. It is a transcript of the gene LRO1, whose product is annotated as phospholipid:diacylglycerol acyltransferase. Gene Ontology annotation, cellular component: perinuclear endoplasmic reticulum; cytoplasm. The transcript has a single exon. Gene Ontology annotation, molecular function: phospholipid:diacylglycerol acyltransferase activity. Lineage: Eukaryota; Fungi; Ascomycota; Saccharomycetes; Saccharomycetales; Saccharomycetaceae. Gene Ontology annotation, biological process: triglyceride biosynthetic process; lipid storage. The record is from RefSeq and is a predicted model, not a curated record. The coding region runs from base 1 to 1986 and encodes 661 amino acids.
AUGGGCACACUAUUUCGAAGAAAUGUUCAGAACAGGAAGAGUGAUUCUGGUGAGAAUGAUAGGGGAAAUUCUGCUCAUAACAAGCGAGAGAACAGAAACCACAUACAUCAUCAACAAGGAUUAGGUCAUAAGAAAAGGAGAGGUAUUAGUGGCAGUGCAAGAAGGAAAGAGCAUGGUAACGAAUUUGACAAGAAAAGGGACGGGAGUGGUAGGAAACGUUGGAGAGAUUCCAGAAGACUGAUUUUCAUUCUUGGAGCAUUCUUAGGUGUGCUUUUACCAUUCAGCUUAGGCGCUUAUCAUGUUCACAAUAGCGAUAGUGACUUGUUUGACAACUUUGUAAAUUUUGAUUCACUUAAAGUGUAUUUGGAUGAUUGGAAAGAUGUUCUCCCACAAGGUUUAAGUUCGUUUAUUGAUGAUAUUCAGACUGGCAACUACUCCACAUCUUCUUUAGAUGAUCUCAGUGAAAAUUUCGCCGUUGGUAAACAACUCUUACGUGAUUACAACAUCGAAGCCAGACAUCCUGUCGUGAUGGUUCCCGGUGUCAUUUCUACAGGAAUUGAAAGUUGGGGAGUUAUUGGAGACGAUGAGUGUGAUAGUUCUGCGCAUUUUCGUAAACGGUUGUGGGGUAGUUUUUACAUGCUGAGAACGAUGGUUAUGGACAAAGUUUGUUGGUUGAAACAUGUGAUGUUAGAUCCUGAAACAGGCCUGGACCCACCGAAUUUUACGCUACGUGCAGCGCAGGGCUUCGAAUCAACUGACUAUUUCAUUGCGGGGUAUUGGAUCUGGAAUAAAGUUUUCCAAAAUCUGGGAGUGAUUGGCUAUGAACCCAAUAGAAUGACGAGUGCUGCGUAUGAUUGGAGGCUAGCAUAUUUGGAUUUGGAAAAACGUGACAGGUACUUCACGAAGUUGAAGGAACAGAUCGAACUGUUUCACCAACUGAGUGGUGAAAAAGUUUGUCUAAUUGGGCAUUCCAUGGGUUCUCAAAUCAUCUUCUAUUUUAUGAAAUGGGUCGAAGCUGAAGGCCCUCUUUAUGGUAAUGGUGGUCGUGGCUGGGUUGAUAAACACAUAGAUUCAUUCAUUAAUGCAGCGGGGACGCUUCUGGGUGCUCCCAAGGCAGUUCCAGCUUUGAUCAGUGGUGAAAUGAAAGAUACUAUUCAACUAAAUACCUUGGCUAUGUAUGGUUUGGAAAAGUUCUUUUCUAGAAUUGAGAGAGUAAGAAUGUUACAAACGUGGGGGGGUAUACCAUCAAUGCUACCAAAGGGAGAAGAGGUUAUUUGGGGGGAUAUGAAGUCAUCUUCAGAGGACGCAUUAAAUAACAACACUGAUACAUACGGUAAUUUCAUUCGCUUUGAAAGGAAUACGAGCGAUGCUUUCAACAAAAAUUUGACGAUGAAAGACGCCAUUAACAUGACAUUGUCAAUCUCACCCGAAUGGCUCCAAAGGAGGGUACAUGAGCAGUACACAUUUGGCUAUUCCAAGAAUGAAAAAGAGCUAAGAGAAAACGAGUUACAUCACAAGCACUGGUCGAAUCCGAUGGAGGUACCACUACCAGAAGCUCCCCACAUGAAAAUCUAUUGUAUAUACGGGGUGAACAACCCAACAGAAAGAGCAUAUGUAUAUAAGGAAGAAAAUGACUCGUCUGCUCUGAACUUGACCAUUGACUACGAAAGCAAGCAGCCUGUAUUCCUCACCGAGGGCGACGGGACCGUUCCGCUGGUAGCGCACUCGAUGUGCCACAAAUGGGCCCAGGGCGCUUCUCCGUACAAUCCUGCCGGAAUUAACGUUACCAUUGUGGAAAUGAAACAUCAGCCAGAUCGAUUUGACAUACGUGGUGGGGCCAGAAGCGCCGAACACGUAGACAUCCUAGGCAGCGCGGAGUUGAAUGAAUACAUCUUGAAAAUUGCAAGCGGUCAUGGAGAUCUCGUAGAGCCACGUCAAUUGUCUAAUUUGAGCCAGUGGGUUUCUCAGAUGCCCUUUCCAAUGUAA